Molecule: messenger RNA, 1125 nt
Organism: Strongylocentrotus purpuratus (purple sea urchin)
Lineage: Eukaryota; Metazoa; Echinodermata; Echinoidea; Camarodonta; Strongylocentrotidae
Exons: 2
Coding region: 1-1125 (374 amino acids)
Biological process (GO): DNA integration
Molecular function (GO): nucleic acid binding
Source: RefSeq, a predicted model, not a curated record
AUGGAUGAAUGGAUGUGCGGUCCUAACUUUCUCCACCUCAAUGAACAAGAGUGGCCAGUGGACAAAGCUACAAUCGAUCAAAAACAUGAGAAUCUAGAAAGACGAAAGACUCAGACAGUCUUAGUCAUCAACAUGACAGUCACCCCAAUCGAAUGUGAACGCUUCUCAAAAUGGCGAAAGUUAGUAAGAGUGACUGCCUACGUUUUCAGAUAUGUGCAGAUUCUCAAGUCAAAGCUCAUGAAAGCAUCCAUACCGGAAGAUGAUGUAACUUUAACUCCUGCAGAAUUAGAGAAGGCUGAGCACUACUGGACGAAGGAGGCUCAGAAAGGUCUGAAGAGCAGAUUUGAGAAAGGGGAAUUCAAAACUCUCACUCCUUUCCUUGACAACAAAGGAAUAAUCAGAGUAGGGGGUAGAGUGGAGAACUUAGUGACAUCCUACGAAUCUAAACACCCAGCUCUGCUGCCAGCUAGCCAUCAUAUAGCUCUUUUAAUCACACGCCAUGUUCAUGAGAUUGGACAUCCGGGAGUUGAGACAACAACCGCCAAGACUAGACGUAAGUUUUGGAUUCUUCAGGGACAUCGUCUAGCUAAAACUGUUAAGCAUCGAUGUGUGAAGUGCAGGUCAGCAGAAUGUAAGCGUGAAACACAGAAGAUGGCUGAUUGGCCGAGCAGUCGCCUAGCACCCCAUACUCCACCGUUUUAUUACACGUCCUGUGAUUAUUUUGGUCCAUUUCAAGUUAAAGUUGGUCGUAACAAGAGGGCCAAACACUAUGGUGUAAUCUUCACAUGCCUAAACACCCGUGCAGUUCAUCUUGAAAUCGCGACUGAUUGUUCAACAAUGGAAUUUCUCCACGUUUUAAGGAGAUUCUUCGCAGUGAGGGGACAACCAGCUCAGAUUCUUAGCGAUAAUGGUACCCAAUUUGUCGGAGCUCAACGCGAACUUCGCGAGAUGAUAUCGGGAUGGAGUGAAGAUGAGCUCAAAGAUUUCUGUGCGGAAAAAAGAGUACAGUGGAAGUUCAUUACCCCUGGUGCACCCCACCAAAAUGGGUGCGCAGAAUCGCUCGUGAAGAGUGCUAAAAUUGCAAUCAAGAAAGCAAUCGGUUUUUCGGUUUACGGCCGUUUAUAG